Dioscorea cayenensis subsp. rotundata (Guinea yam) is the source of this 546-nucleotide messenger RNA. Its product is annotated as protein DELETION OF SUV3 SUPPRESSOR 1(I)-like. Gene Ontology annotation, cellular component: proteasome regulatory particle, lid subcomplex; proteasome complex. The transcript has 3 exons. The coding region runs from base 46 to 312 and encodes 88 amino acids. Lineage: Eukaryota; Viridiplantae; Streptophyta; Magnoliopsida; Dioscoreales; Dioscoreaceae. Gene Ontology annotation, biological process: mRNA export from nucleus; proteasome assembly; double-strand break repair via homologous recombination. The record is from RefSeq and is a predicted model, not a curated record.
UCCGCCAUACUGAGCGCUUUAUAACAUUUCGUGUCUCACUCGUCGAUGAGCGUUGGCGUGCGGAGGGCUUCGUCACUGUUCGGUGAGAUGGCUACUGAGAACAAGCCCGCGGCGGUGGAGGAGGCAAAGAUGGAUCUUUUUGAGGAUGAUGAUGAGUUUGAGGAGUUUGAUUUCGAUGAAGAGUGGGAUGACAAGGAGGAGGGCAAAGAAGGAUUGCAGCAAUGGGAGGACGAUUGGGAUGAUGAUGAUGUGAAUGACGACUUCUCCCUGCAGUUGAGGAGGGAGCUAGAGAGCUAUGCAGAGAAAAAAUAGCCUGUCCAAUCCCUGGAACUUAUAGAACAAUAUGAAUCAUCAUCUCUGCAAGCAAUUCCUUUUCCCACUUUCACUGGACUAUGUUUUUUGGACUUGUGUAGAAUGUUGCUUCUUGUUGCAACAUUUACAAUUCCUAUUGACAGUUAUGUUUCAAAUUUCAUGUGAAAUCAAGAUGUGUGCCAAACACUAGUUUCUUCAACUUCUUGAUGUGAAUGAAGUACUGUUGUUACACUA